AUGCGCGGUGUCGUGUGCCGCAGAUGGUUGCUGCGGAUCGUCUUCGGUGUCGUCGCCGUCAGCGCAGGUAUGCAGCUCACCCAGGUCGCCGGCGAGACGAUCGGUGGGGCGGGACCGCUGCCGCAGCAGGCCCACGGCCAACCACCAUCAGUACCAGCAUCGUCGCAGCAGGUUACGGUGGCGAAGCGGGCCGGUAAGGCCGAUAGGAAGGCGACACCCAUCACCUACAUCAAGCCGCUGCCGGUGGUCGUCGACGGGCCGAACGAGUUGUUGCAUCACCAACCGAAGCAGCUGCUGGGCCCCAGCACGGACGACACGCGGGUCGGGGCGGGCAAGACGAAGCCCAAGAAUGGCGGCAACCGGUUCGCGCCGAAAUCGCUCAACCUGAUCCCGCCGAAGGACCUGAGCAACGCCGAGCUCUUCAGCAAACUCGGCCUGGGCCGGGUACGACCGUCAACGAACCACCACAGGAAGCGGCUGGCGGAAGAGUCCCGGCAUCACGGCCGGCCGGACGAUUCGCACAUGUAUGUCAUCAAGCUGCCCCCGAACCCGUACUACUACGCCCACAAUGUGGCCCCGCAGAACAGCAUCGCGGACGUUGGCAAGCAGGUUCCGGUUGGGUUUAAGUCGAACGGUAAACCGGCCCGGAUCUACCACUGGAACAUACCGGCGCUGAAGAAGAUUCUCGGCGCGAAGCAGAGUCGGCACCCGAACUCGCGACGCCACGAAGACAUCGACGAGCUGAUCGACAUCAAGGAGAUCCCGACCUGGACCAAGCCCUGGGAGGGGGCGCCGCGCGAAAAGUCGCUACUCAAGGCGAAGGAGGGCACCGCCGGCAGCCAGAAGAAGAAGUUCCCGACCUACUACGCCCCGGUCAAGAAGCAGACCGGGGGCAGCAAGUCGAAGAAGCACGCCAACGGCAAGUACAACACCGGCAGCAACGGCAAACCGCAGAGCUUCUACAUUCUCGGCCAGGACAGCGAGAGCCGAACGAAGAUCGUGAGCCACACGCAGACUGUGUAACUCUGGUACUGCCGGGCACUUUACGAUUUAGCCGGUUAAGGGAAGGAGCCCUCGGUGCGCGCAUGGGGCGAAGCAUGGAAGCGCAUGGAUUAGUAGGGCACCGAGAGUAUAGGGACAUUAGUUGGAGUAUUAGAGUUCGGCAGGUGGAUCAAACGAAGAGUCUCGCGGACGGUUUUAUCUAUUUACUCAACGGAUAGACAGGCCCGUAUCUGAACUGAAUAGGAAGUAGGGUUGAUAAAUUUUACUGGUUCUGCUAACGGUUCUUAAGAACGGGCUGAUGAGUGAGCUUUUUCGGUUUUUGUUUUAAUUUAUGACAGAAGGUUGCGCACUUGCCGUGGAAUCUUUGGGCUCUUAGACGGUCUCCAAUAAUGUUUAACGAUUCACAGUAAUUCAAAAGAAUAACGAUUCAACGAUCGAUUGCUUUAGUGAAGCAACUACUAUAAGGCUUGUAAUGUUUUCGUUCAUUGUCCAACGCGUUCAAAAUAUGCUUUACGUGACAUUCACACGCGUUGGUAAGUAAUUGUACGAUGUAAGAAAACCCAAACGCUGCUACUCGACUAC
This is a messenger RNA of Anopheles bellator, 1584 nucleotides long. RefSeq lists its product as uncharacterized. The coding region runs from base 1 to 1023 and encodes 340 amino acids. The record is from RefSeq and is a predicted model, not a curated record. NCBI's taxonomy places the organism in Eukaryota, Metazoa, Arthropoda, Insecta, Diptera, Culicidae. The transcript is spliced from 4 exons.